UCGAGAUUAUUAUGUCGGCGGUGUUUGGUUGGGAGACGAAAAGGGACCUUUAAAGUCCCAUAGAAAGAAGAUUUUAGCAGCCAGACAGGAUGGAUAAUAGACGGGAAAAGAAGCUGACAUUCAUCACUAUUGGACUCAUUUUUCUUCUAAGCGGUGUGGAGUAUGCUGUAAUUUUACCCACAAUAUGGAGUUACUUGCAGACUCUGGAUGCAGCACCUUACUUCCUGGGAUUGGUCCUGUCAGCAUUCAGCCUGAGUGGCCUACUGUCCGGACCGCUGUUUGGCCACUGGUCUGACAGAACACGAUCAACAAAGAAGAUCAUAUUGUUUGCCAACAUCUUUGAGAUAGUUGGUGAGUAAUUUAUGUACUUGAUGGGCUACUCAAAGUGGCUUCUACUGUCAAGCAGAUUGGUAGCAGGCAUCGGUGCAGGUGUUAGCUCGUCCAUUGGCUUCUUAACCAGGAGUACGGCAGAGGACCGUGCCACUGUAUUUGCUGCUUUCAUGGCGUGUCGGCAGGCCGGCCUUGUGAUUGAUCAUCUGUUUAUGUGUCUGCUGUGGAUUCUCCUUCAAUUCGUGGGUUUCCUGACUGUGGACCUGCCACCCCUUGAGAAGGGGAAGGCCAGGAAUAAUUGACGAGAAACAACCGAGAGAAAGAGAAUGGGGUUGUGGAAGAUUAGGGAAGAGAGCGAUGAAGGAAAGCCUCUAAUAGUGUCUCAGGAGCUGAUGGGGUCCUACGGCUCUGUCUUGGCAUUCCAGUCCACCCAGGAACACCACUUCCUGAGAGAAGAAGUGAUUGUGCUGCUGGCUGCCCAAUUUGUCACCUUCUUCAAUCAAACAGCUCUGGAGACCAUGGUGACCCCUCUGACGCAGAAAUAUUUUAACUUUGGGGAGCUUGAGAACAGCGUGAUGUACUUACUGGGUGGUGUAGUGGUGAUCGCUGGCUUCCUGUUUGUGCGCUGGCUGAGCCGCCAUGUUACAGAACGGGUGAUCCUUGCCAUUGGUCUGUGCAUGUGUAACGUCUCCUGUGUCUGGUGCCUCGUCUUCUUGGCUAACCCUCUAGGUGGCUUUUCAUGGCAGCUGACAGAGUUCAUCAUUGGGGUGUUUCUACAGAUUUUGGGUUUGCCGUUUGUGUCUGUUGCCCAAGUUUCUCUGUUUUCCAAAAUUACUGCUGAAAAAACACAAGGUUUCAGUCAGGGAAUACGGCGUUCAGUGGGGGGCCUGGCCACCAUCCUGGGCCCUCUGUGGGCUGGUGGACUUACCGAGAACAUGUAUGUCAUGAUGGGGAUGAUGAUGGUACUGCUGGCACUGCUAACGAUGAUGCUGGUCUACUCAUACAACCGGCUGGUGGAACCUGCUGUACAGGAGCACAUGGACAAUUCGGAAAACUUAAAUUAGCAAGUGGCUUUUGGAGGAAAAGUGAUUGAAGGAGAAAACUGGGAGCUUCACGAUCUGUGCUUUUCAUCCCC
This is a messenger RNA of Archocentrus centrarchus (flier cichlid), 1465 nucleotides long. Its product is annotated as major facilitator superfamily domain-containing protein 8-like. Gene Ontology annotation, biological process: transmembrane transport. Lineage: Eukaryota; Metazoa; Chordata; Actinopteri; Cichliformes; Cichlidae. Gene Ontology annotation, molecular function: transmembrane transporter activity. The record is from RefSeq and is a predicted model, not a curated record.